AUGGACUUUCCCGGAAGCGCGACCACCAAUAUACACAUAAUUGAUGGCUUUUCCACCAUCUAUUGGAGGAUAUACACCGAGGAACAAGGCAUCUCAAACCACCCCCAAGAUGGACCAGCUAAUGGCUAUACCAUUUUGAAGCAUCUGGGUCGCCUCAAGGAUCUGGAGGCCCGAUUGCGGGGGUUGAACUGCCUGGCCUCUUGUCCAAGGCGCCUUGGUCUAUGGGUGUUUUCCUCCACCCCCGCCUUCGAAAGUCUAGCCUCCCUAUAUGUCGAAGAGGGCGAUACGGAAACAACCAAGAUUCUGGUGGAUACAACAACGCUUAAAGUUUCGGCAUCCGGUAGUGUUGCUUCACACGAGUUGAUCAAAAACCUUCCGGCGGACCCUCAAAAUACCCCUGCAACUCAGACAUCCGUGCAGCAAAGACCUCCACAAUCUCAGUCUUCGGCCCGACGACAAGAAGGCUAUAAUAGCUCGGCUGCCAUAUAUACUUCUUUUAUCUCAGCCGUCACCGGUGCAAUCAGUGUACAUCUCAUUCGGAGCUACGGCGCAUUGCCACUAGGUUCACGCACCUUAUUCACUGCUGUGGAAAAGUUCGGUUAUGAGAGUCCUCGAAUCGAUAAUCAGAGUGUGCUUUCCCAGUCUUGUUUAACCACACUCAAUAUCCAGCUAAACGCCACGGGCACGUUAACGAUAUCACCACAAACUAUUUCACAACCGGGCAUUACACGACUGUGUAGCCCCCGCGACGACAUUGCCGACCUUUUGCGAGUGCAGCCUGGUACCGACAUCUGGCUAUGCCCUAACGGAGCGAUCGCGAGACUUGUGACUGCAAAUAUUGAAUCCCCCGCCAUUCCUUCCCCCGAAUAUCCAUCAUCGACGAAUAAUUUCUCAAGGCAGCAACAAUGGAAACUGGAUGUCGUUCAGUGGCUAGCCACUUUUGGUUUACACAUUAAUUCGAUAGACGAGGAGCCGUGGGUGGAGGUGGAAGUGUGGGAACCGUUCUUUGCAAGAUUAGCUGGAGAAACAUGGCGCCAGGGCGAGGAUACCCAGUCGACGCUUCCGUUGAAGCGCAUGCUGUGGCCUGCACGAUUUUGCUUCAAGAGAUCCGGUCCGAUGAUUCGCCCCUCUUGCCCGCUUCAUACUUUUGAUGAUCCGUUAGAGUUUGCCGAGCAAUGGUUUUCAGAAGCUAGCUCCCUCAAACUGAAUCAAGACCCUCCAAGUAUCCCCGUCUCGGAAGAGAUCCAGAUGAAAGAUCAAGAUAUGGCUUCUCCUCAGAUUGACAGUGCAGAAAACCUAGAGAGUCUUUCUCGAAUGGCCCAAUAUCCUGAUCUACAAAGUACCAAUAUGGUCUACCCAACUCCGCCAGAUGGUGCAGCCAUUGUCGGAACGCACAACCCGAAUGCGUCCGUAAUUUCCCCGGAUGAUACCGACUUCAACUUAUCGCCAGGCGCAGGGCAAGACACGAAGAAUAUCUCUCAUGUGGAAUUUUCACCAGACCUUCAGGUCGGCACUGGUCGGUAUGACGCGAGCGAUGACGAGGACCUUUUCGGAGACAUGAACGAUAAAGAUUUUGGAGCAAAAGGAAUUACCGACGCAGAUUUCAACUUCUUCGAUGACCCAGACCUCGAGACGAUGGAUGAGGCCGUGCCUGAUCACGAGACGGUGGCAGAAACGCCUUUCAUCCAGCCAGACCAACAGGUUUCAGUGAAAAAGGAACCUAAGGAAGACGUUGGGGAGGAACAUCCUGACAGUGGCUUGCCAGAAGUCCCGCGGCCUACCGAACUUUCAACGAAAGAGCAUCUGCACAAGAUGGAAGACCCUCAAGCGAGCCCAAUUGAUGAUUCAAUGGGUCUUGACGAAUCUACACCAUCCCCUCAGGAGCCAAAGUCUCAAACCAUCAGCCCUCCAUUAAGCCCUAUCGAGAUCAAGAAAAUCUUGUUCCCAGGGUCAGAAGCCGAAGAUCCGAACCAGUCCAGUGACUCGCGCUUUCAACAAGGUCACUAUCACCCCAUUGCAUUUGAAAAGAAAAUUGGGGACUGGGACCAAAAAUAUGGAACAACGGGAAAAUUCUGGUUUACCACCGGAAAUGCCCUAGAGGCUUCGGAUCGUAACUCGAACUCCAUUCCCACUAUUGGUAUGCCUCAUCGCGGCAGAGGUAGUAUUGCAGCAAAAUCCGCGGGCGAAAGCGCGGCUCUUUCAUCGCUGGACAACCAUACUCGUUCCUCAUCUGUUUCGAGCAAUACCGACAGCGAUUUGAGUGACGACGACGCUCCCCCGAUCAAUGCCCCGACACCACUAACGAUGGUUAUUCCAUCAUUGAAGAGAAAACGUGUGCCCUCCGAAUCUGACAUUCAAUCCGUUGCGUCCCUGGCCAAAUCUUCAAUCGUCCCUGAAAAUAGUGCAGUCUCUAAGGGCGACAACACUACAUUUCUUGGGAAUUUUCUGGCGAAUUUCUCCGACUGGACUUUUAUAGGUUAUUUCUCUGCUACGCAGAUUCAACAACUGCCGGUCCUUCUACGACGAGAAGACCAGGUUCUGAUUGCUCAAUUGCUAGUCGACCAAAUUACGCAAUCAUCUUUUGACCAUCAACUAGCGGACCGAGUUGGCUUAUCUACGAUGAAUAAUGAAAAUUUUCCUUUGGAGACAUGUCUUGAGGGUGCAAACUUCCUCGGCGACAUGGUAAGGCUCGAUCUCAAAACAUACGCAUCAUUGCAAGAAGAUCCAGCCGCAGCACAGCAACCUCUCAAGGAUCCUUCCAAGGGUCCUAUCUCGAAGUCAUUUGCUCCUCACGUUCGUGUUCGGCGGGGCAAGGAUUGCCUCGAGGCCCUUCCAGCUUCGAUUUCAUUCUGGGAGACAUUUGGUCUCGAGCCUGCACAUGGUACAAAGAAUGUUUCAGCCUAUUGCAUUCACCCCCAGGCUGCAUCGAACGCAGCAGAUGUCUUCAUGGAUCGCUUUGGUCUGCUCUACCAAAGUUGUAACUUUGGAAAUCAUACUCGGGGCGAUCAGUCGAAAGCAUUUACAAAAGGCCUCAGCACCUGGGGCUCGGAAAAUCCCGGCUAUAGCUCUAUGAUGCAGUCUUUAAAUAAGCUUUGCGAAAAACUAGGAACCGAGCUAGCCCAAGCCCCGUCAGAUACAGAUAAUGCAAUCAUCUACAUUGUCAAUCCUUUCCCACAUGCUGCAGCACUUGUCGAUAUUUGCGCGGCUUUCUGGCGCCUUUUCCAACAAUUGGCUGCGAAUGCUGACCGGCAGCAAACUCGGCAACUCAAUGAUGUUGUUUUGCAGAUAAUUCCAUUGGAAUUCAUUGUCUCGGAGGAUUCCAUGGUUGUGCCAACUCAGCCCGACUACCUGAAUCUAGCGCUGGAAAUGCCGAUCCUGAGACCCUUUGUCUGUGCGCCUGCUAUCGUUCUGGCCGACCCCGCGCCAAAGAGCAUUGGAUUUCGACUUGCAGCCGAGAAGGGGUCACCGCUCCAGGACGGUCGAAGUCUGCAUCUAGCUCUCUCAAAGAGCUCGGACCAACGUUGGAUAUCAGCUGCAUGGUCCGAUGGGACUGGCAGCCUUCAGAUGACAAUGUCAUAUUGCUUGAGGUAUCGCAGCCGAGGUGUGCCCAGACCGAUUGCUGAUGUGCGCAAUGAAAUAUGGGCUGCGACAAAACAUAUCAUGGAAAAUUACCAGGCUCGCUGGAAGCUCGUUCUGGCCAACACUGAGCCGAUGGAUACUGAUGAUAUCGAAGGAUGGGCCAGCCUCUCCGAGCAACUCAACAAGCUCCGACCUGGUACUGUGGAGCUGAGCAUCGUGACAGUUAGUGCCAUUCCUGAUUUGGUACUUGAGACACCUACCGCACCCAUGACAACCGGUGUCCUCAAUCCUCAUUUCUCAUCUACGCCUGUUUCGACUCCCAACCCCAGUAUAAGCAUCGCCUCCCCCGAACAGGCGGGCAAUGCCCCGACUCCGGGAGCUGCUUACAAUGCCCCAACCCCGACCGACGGAUCUUUGGAACCCGAUACGGACGUCGUUCUCACCGACAUGUGCGACGAAUCUUGGACAGUCGUAUUAUCCCACCGCCUCAACAACUCCCACCACGUUACCGAACUCCGCCCCGCGCUGGUUAGCGGGUAUCUUCUUCGCCGCAAAGGCGUCGUUGACAGCGACGGCGUCUUUGCAAUGACCGUCAAUCUGGUCCACACACCCCGCCCGUCACUUACUCACGAAACCCUCUUGAGAGAGAUUCUCGGAAUGUAUCGAGAUCUAGCUACCCUCGCCCGGGUAAGGGGUAUUCGCAGCGUACAGAACAAUACGCUGCCGUGGCACAUUGCCACUGCUCUGCGAGCGCAGGAGCUCCUGAGCUAUGUCUUGUGA
Messenger RNA from Penicillium cosmopolitanum, 4359 nucleotides. RefSeq lists its product as uncharacterized. Gene Ontology annotation, molecular function: transcription coregulator activity. The transcript is spliced from 6 exons. Bases 1 to 4359 code for a protein of 1452 amino acids. The record is from RefSeq and is a predicted model, not a curated record. NCBI's taxonomy places the organism in Eukaryota, Fungi, Ascomycota, Eurotiomycetes, Eurotiales, Aspergillaceae. Gene Ontology annotation, cellular component: mediator complex. Gene Ontology annotation, biological process: regulation of transcription by RNA polymerase II.